Messenger RNA from Setaria italica (foxtail millet), 1618 nucleotides. Its product is annotated as vegetative cell wall protein gp1-like. The coding region runs from base 156 to 1274 and encodes 372 amino acids. Lineage: Eukaryota; Viridiplantae; Streptophyta; Magnoliopsida; Poales; Poaceae. The transcript has a single exon. The record is from RefSeq and is a predicted model, not a curated record.
CACUGGAGCGCUCUCUCACAGUCACCGCACUGCUCAGGUCAGAACACACACAGGCGAGGCAGCAGAGAGGAGAGCAAAGAGCUUCUGUGCCCAGCGAGAAGACAGAGGAAACCGGGAGGAGAACGAGUUGUGGUUUGGGAGGGAGGCGGGUGACAAUGGCUCUGCUCCCGCUCUUCCUCUCGCUCCUCCUCGUGUCCUGCGCGGCGCAGUCGCCGGCCUCGUCGCCGUCCGCGUCGAACGCUCCUCCGGUCAGCGCCUCGUCGCCGCCCGCGUUGAAGGCGCCUCCGGUCGGCGGCUCGGUGCCGAAGGUCGUGCCACCGAAAACGGCAGCCCCGGCGCCGAAGGCCUCCUCUGCCGCGGCACCGACAACGGCAGCCUCGGCGCCGCAGGCCUCUGCGGCGCCACCGACAACGGCUGCCUCAGCGCCGCAGGCCACUGCACAGCCACCAACAACAGUAUCCGCAUCGGCGCCGCAGGCCUCUGCGCAGCCGCCGACAACAGUGUCCGCGUCGGCGCCGCAGGCCUCUGCCGCGCCGCCAACCACAGCGGCCUCCGCGCCGCAGGUCUCUGCCACGGCGCCAACCACAGCAGCCUCCCCGCCGCAGGUCUCUGCCUCACCGCCGACCACCGCUGCCUCGCCGCCACAGGUCUCUGCCGCACCCCCUACCACCGCCACCUCUCCGCCACUAUCCUCCGCCGCACCGCCGACCACGGCCGCUGCCCCGCAGCUGGCUGCCACGUCACCGCCCGUUGCCUCUCCGCCAGUAGCGGCCGCUCCUCCCGUCUCCGCAACACCUCCAGCCACGUCACCUCCGCUGGCAUCGCCACCUGCGGCCACACCGCCUACCGUGGCCGCGCCAGCCCCGACGACGCCGGCUCCAGUGGCCUCCCCACCCAUGGCAAUGCCACCGGCGGCGCUUCCUCCGUCCACCCUCCCUCCAGCAACGGCUCCGACGCCGCUUCUCGCUGCUCCGAUCAUGGCGCCCGUCGCCACGCCCGUCACGGCUCCCGCUCCAGCCCCCGUGUCCCCGGCUCCGAGCGUCGCCCCAACGCCGUCGCCGACAGAGGCCCCGACCCCGUCGCCCAUGCUGGCGCCGGAGCUGGCGCCCACGCUAGCGCCUUCGUUGGCGCCGUUCAGCUCGGUGUCGGUGAGCCCGUCACUGUCGCCGGGGCCCGCUCUCGCCCAGGCAGACGAGUCGGCGGCGCCGAGCGCGCGCGCCGGCGUCGCCGCGCUGGUGGCCCUGGCGGCCGCCGGGCUCGUGGUCUUGUUCUAAGUAGAGCUGCUUUUACCGUUACCUCCGUACCGUUGGUCACACGAUCACCUUAGUCCAGUCUUAUUGGAAGUUUCAUAAAGAGUUUCACGGGCAUUAAAUUCUAUACCACAUCAGCAAUUUUGCUGACGUGGUAAGAUCAUUGGGAUGAGAGAGGAGGGAGAGUUUUCAUCAGAUGCGAGAGGAGUUUCAUCCCCAUGACACUCAGUUGGCUCGGUUACCUAGUUUGCAGUCUUGGUAACUGUGCAUGAAACUAUGCACUGAGACUGGCCUUAUUAUUUUAUGGUUGCAUGUAUAAUUCUUGCUGUACAACACAUUGAUAAUUUAUUUCUACUUUGCGUAUGGAC